Molecule: messenger RNA, 1189 nt
Organism: Phalaenopsis equestris
Lineage: Eukaryota; Viridiplantae; Streptophyta; Magnoliopsida; Asparagales; Orchidaceae
Product: protein ULTRAPETALA 1-like
Exons: 2
Coding region: 653-1189 (178 amino acids)
Cellular component (GO): nucleus; cytosol
Source: RefSeq, a predicted model, not a curated record
UCGUUCCCUUAAUGGCAACUAGCGCUGCUGUAUCGCCAUCUCCCGCCUUUAUUCUUCUCUCAAACCACAAACAUAUUUCUCCCCUCAAAUCAUGCAACGGGCCUUUCAGGGAGUAAAUUCCAAACUCUCCCAUCUUCUCACUCGACCGAGUCUUUUCAUCCCCGGAAAGUCGGUGUCCUCUUCCUACUCUUCUACUUGUUUUAUUUCUCAUUCUAUGAUCCAGAGCUCGCUCGUCCAUCAUCACUCUACCCAUUUUCGUUACUGUUUUAAGUGGAGGGGGCAAAAUAGGAAGUUUUUCGAAAAGCAUUAUUCCAUCCCUUUCCUCGCCGAUUUUUAGUUGUUAGGCCUAUACGAGUGGUUAACUCUGUGUCUCGGCCGAUUUUACUUUUUUACUUCUUGUAGGUCCUGGUGUAUAAAGGUGACUUUCAAGAGGCGGGUUUGCGCGGUUCGCUCAAUUGUCUUUUUCACCGCUUUUGUUUUUUUUCUUUUUUCGCCGUAUUUACGUCUUUCCUGCGUUCUUUCCUCGCUCUCCGUUCUUCGGCGCGUGCUCACCUCGUCUACCGUCUUGUUGUGGUUACCUGGUUGCUAGAAGUUGAAUCUUGGGUCUAGAUUCACCAGAAAAAUCUCUCCUUGCGAACGUGGAAUAGUGGAGAUGGCGAACGGUUCAGUUACAGAUGGAAUCUUUCUGUUUGCAGACGGGGAGUUGAGUCAGAUAAGCGGGCUGAAGCGAGGUUUGGACUUUGUCGAGGUGAUGUGCGGGUGCACAAGCCAUCGCUAUGGAGAUGCGGUAGGUAGACUUAGGGUUUUCGCCUCUGGGGAUCUCCAGAUCGACUGCGAGUGCACUCCUGGAUGCCAAGAAGUGAAGUUGUCCCCCGCUGCUUUUGAGAAGCAUUCCGGGAGAGAGAGUGCAAGGAAAUGGAAGAGCAAUGUAUGGGUCAUCGUUGAGGGAGAGAAGGUUUCACUUACAAAGACACCCCUGCUUAAAUACUACAAUCAAACAUUAAAAGCUACAAAUGGUUCUCAAAAAGGCCCCAAUGGUCGUCCAUGUCACCGUGAUGAGUUUAUCCGCUGUAACAAAUGCAAAAAGGAGCGCAGAUUUCGCCUUCGUAAUAAAGAAGAGUGUCGAGUUUACCAUGACACUUUAGUGGAUCAAAACUGGAGUUGUUCGGACCUCCCAACUGACAAGUAA